AAGCUAGCUCAGGUAAUUACAGGUAGAUAUGGGCUCCGCUCCAAAUCACAGCAGCGUUAACGUUACAGACACGGGACUCUCCGGCAAACCGGUCUCUGCUGUCUCGUUAGUGGGACAUGUCCGGCAGGUCGUUAGCCAUGUGAAGAUAGAAAACCUGGUCGCAGGACUCAGUGGGGGAGUGAUGUCAACACUGGUGCUUCACCCACUGGACCUGGUCAAAAUCAGGUUCGCAGUGAGUGAUGGCUUGGAUUUACGACCUAAGUACAGUGGCAUAGUGCACUGUAUGAAAAGUGUCUGGCAGCAGGAGGGACUGAGAGGACUGUAUCAAGGAGUGACACCCAAUGUUUGGGGUGCUGGAGCGUCUUGGGGACUCUACUUCUUUUUCUACAAUGCAAUCAAAGGGUACACAAAGGAGGGUCGUCAAACGGAACUCAGUGCCACAGAACACCUGGUGUCUGCAGCCGAAGCAGGAGUCCUGACGCUCACCCUAACCAACCCGAUCUGGGUGACCAAGACCCGGCUGGUGCUGCAGUACAAUGCUGACCCAACCAGUAAACAGUACAAGGGGAUGGUGGAUGCUCUGGUCAAGAUCUACCGUCAAGAGGGAGUGCCUGGACUAUACAAGGGUUAUGUUCCUGGUCUAUUUGGCACAUCGCAUGGAGCGCUGCAGUUCAUGGCCUAUGAAGAGCUCAAGAGAGACUACAACAAAUACAAGAAAGUGCCUUCAGAUGCAAAGCUGAAUGCAGUGGAAUAUAUCACAAUGGCAGCAUUAUCCAAAAUAUUCGCUGUGGCCACAACAUACCCAUAUCAGGUGGUGCGAGCUCGCCUGCAAGACCAGCACAAUAGAUACAACGGAGUUAUUGAUGUCAUAAGACGGACAUUGAGGAACGAAGGAGCCAUUGGUUUCUACAAAGGCAUCAUCCCCAAUCUGAUACGCGUCACUCCCGCCUGCUGCAUCACCUUUGUAGUUUAUGAGAAUGUGUCUCGCUUCCUUCUGGGAGAAAAUAAGUGAGGCCUAAAAGAAGGGCAUGGACAGCUGCAAAGACUCUGAAUGAAGACACCGACACGGUUGGUGCCACACCAGGAUACAGAGAGAAAAGCAUCAGACUGAAACCGAAGUCUCACAGUGCAUGUAAACGCACUGAAAAUGAAUGAAAAAGUUGCCAAACUGAGUAACAGAAUCGACAGUGGAUUUUCUUUCUUUGAAUACAAAUUCUGGCUUGUCAGUGAAAUGUGAUGAGGACGUCAUCUGUCUCUGAUUCAUCCCUAAACUCUGACCUUGGGGAAGAAGAAUGUCGCUGUUCAGCCCAGUGGAUUGAAUGCUGUUGUGAUCAUAGCUUUUCUUUUAAACCGACGUGUAAGUCGGUUUUCGGGCUUAUGUCAGGGGAGAGCGAUUAAAAUAAUUAUUUCAUCAUGUAGUAGUAAGGUUUACAUUUUUAUGUUUUCUCGCAGCAGAAAGGGACAUAGACUGAAAAGUUAAAAGCUGGCGAUCAACAGCAAAUAGAGAUCUUCUCAGGUUCCUAGUUGCAUGUAUGUGUAAUAUUAGUUUGUCUCUUUUAAAUUAUUUCUUUAUGCGAAAAGCGAAAAUAGAGAUUGUGUUUGGUCUAAACACACCAACGUAUCUCUGAAAAUUCAUUCUUUGUCGACAUUAUCUUUGUUUUCUUGCAACAAAUUGUAACUGCAUUGCUUUAUAACAUUUUGUUAUAAAAUCCAAACUGCUUUAUCUCCGUUAUAUGUGAUAUAUGUGUGAUAUAUGUAAAUAUAUUAGAUGUAUAUUGCUUUGUGGCUAUAUGAAAUUAAGUACAUGGUAUUGCAAAGCCUAUAAAAACAUUGCAGUGAUUAUAAGUAGUCACAACACUGAGUUAAAUUCUUUAAAAUAAAAAAAG
Xiphias gladius (swordfish) is the source of this 1886-nucleotide messenger RNA. RefSeq names its product mitochondrial folate transporter/carrier-like. Gene Ontology annotation, biological process: nucleotide transport; mitochondrial transport; folate import into mitochondrion. Gene Ontology annotation, molecular function: FAD transmembrane transporter activity; folic acid transmembrane transporter activity. The record is from RefSeq and is a predicted model, not a curated record. The transcript has 7 exons. Gene Ontology annotation, cellular component: mitochondrion; mitochondrial membrane. NCBI's taxonomy places the organism in Eukaryota, Metazoa, Chordata, Actinopteri, Istiophoriformes, Xiphiidae. The coding region runs from base 29 to 1012 and encodes 327 amino acids.